AUGGCUGCUGAAGUUGUGUCGUCAGUGCGAUGUUUUAGAGGUUAUCAGAAUGUCUACAAGCAUCAUAGUGAUGUUUUGAAUUGUGAUAUGCACUUUGGGGCGUAUAUUCCUGACCACAAGGAAAGCGAACACUUGCCUGGAUUAUUCUACUUGUCUGGUUUAACAUGUACUCAUGCGAAUUUCAUGGAGAAGUCUGGUUUUCAAAGGUUUGCCAGCGGGCAUGGGCUUAUCGUAAUACAUCCGGACACUUCACCGAGAGGAGUUGAUCUUCCAUCAGAUAGUGAUUCCUGGGAUUUUGGGAAAGGAGCUGGAUUUUAUGUGGAUGCUACUGAGGAACCAUGGUCAAAGCAUUACAAAAUGUACAGCUACAUCAUUAAAGAAUUGCCGGAAGUGAUCAAAAACUUGUUACCGAUCAAUCUAGACAAAUUAGGGAUAUUUGGCCAUUCUAUGGGAGGUCAUGGAGCUAUAUCGAUUGGUUUGAAGAAUCCGGAUUUGUUCAAGUCGAUCUCAGCAUUUGCUCCGAUCUGUAAUCCUAUGAAUUGUCCAUGGGGUCAAAAAGCAUUUAAAGGAUACUUAGGUCAUGACACGAAAAGUUGGGAACAGUACGAUUCGUCAUUACUGUUGAAAACAUACGACGGCCCACCAAGAAAAGUGCUUAUUGAUCAGGGUGCGAGCGACUCAUUCUUGCCUGCAGGACAACUGUUGCCAGAAUCUUUAAAGUCGACAGAUAAAGUAACGGUUGAGUUACGAAUGCAACCAGAUUACGAUCAUAGCUAUUAUUUCAUUGCAACAUUCAUUGGAGACCAUUUUGCUCAUCAUAGCGUAGCUCUCAAACAGUAA
Molecule: messenger RNA, 840 nt
Organism: Necator americanus (New World hookworm)
Lineage: Eukaryota; Metazoa; Nematoda; Chromadorea; Rhabditida; Ancylostomatidae
Exons: 8
Coding region: 1-840 (279 amino acids)
Biological process (GO): formaldehyde catabolic process
Cellular component (GO): cytosol
Molecular function (GO): S-formylglutathione hydrolase activity
Source: RefSeq, a predicted model, not a curated record